Molecule: messenger RNA, 4040 nt
Organism: Abrus precatorius (Indian licorice)
Lineage: Eukaryota; Viridiplantae; Streptophyta; Magnoliopsida; Fabales; Fabaceae
Product: phospholipid-transporting ATPase 3-like
Exons: 27
Coding region: 161-3784 (1207 amino acids)
Biological process (GO): phospholipid translocation
Cellular component (GO): plasma membrane
Molecular function (GO): ATPase-coupled intramembrane lipid carrier activity; magnesium ion binding; ATP binding
Source: RefSeq, a predicted model, not a curated record
UAGGGGGAGCAUAUUGGCAGCAGUUAGCACUUAGCCGCAGAAAAGAGAAAGGAGUUGAAAUUUGAAACGGAAGGAAGGGACUGUUGAAUUGGGAAAAACGCAUGGGAUAGAAGAUCUCAACCGUUAUCUUAUUUCUCUCUCUGUGAGAUCGAGUUCCACAAUGAGCCACCGAAUCUCUUCGUCUCGGUCGAUUCGACUCGGCCGAGUUCAGCCUCAAGCGCCUGGUCACCGCACCAUCUUCUGCAACGAUCGCCAAGCCAAUCUUCCCGUUCGGUUUAAGGGGAAUUCAAUAUCAACUACAAAGUACAACUUUUUCACUUUUCUGCCAAAAGGAUUGUUUGAACAGUUCAGGCGGGUUGCUAAUCUCUACUUUCUUACGAUCUCAAUUUUGUCAACCACACCUAUCAGCCCUGUGUCUCCAAUAACUAAUGUGCUUCCUCUAUCUCUGGUGCUUCUCCUCUCUCUUAUUAAGGAAGCUUUUGAGGACUGGAAGCGUUUUCAAAAUGACAUGGCUGUGAAUAAUAAUAUGAUAGAUGUUUUGCAAGAUCAAAAGUGGGUAGCUAUACCCUGGAAAAAGUUGCAAGUUGGUGACAUUGUAAAGGUUAAGCAUGAUGGAUUCUUUCCUGCAGAUCUUCUUUUCCUGGCUAGCACAAAUGUAGAUGGUGUCUGCUACAUUGAGACUGCUAAUUUAGAUGGUGAAACCAAUUUGAAGAUUAGAAAAGCAUUAGAAAGGACUUGGGAUUACCUGACUCCAGAGAAGGCAUCUGAGUUCAAAGGUGAAAUUCGGUGUGAACAACCAAACAAUUCAUUGUAUACCUUCUCUGGAAAUCUUAUAAUUCAAAACCAAACAUUUCCUGUUAGUCCAAGUCAGCUUUUGUUGCGAGGAUGCAGUCUCAGGAAUACAGAGUAUAUUGUUGGGGUUGUUAUUUUUACAGGACAUGAAACAAAGGUAAUGAUGAAUGCUAUGAAUGUUCCUUCCAAAAGAAGCACGUUGGAGAGGAAGCUUGACAAGCUCAUACUUGCUCUAUUUGCAACUCUCUUUGUGAUGUGUUUUAUUGGAGCUGUAGGCAGUGCUAUCUUUGUAAACAAGAAGUAUUUCUAUUUACAUCUUGAUUCAUCAGAGGAGGGCUCAGCACAGUUCAACCCAAGAAACAGAUUUUUGGUUUUCCUUCUCACUAUGUUUACCCUCAUCACUUUAUACUCAACAAUUAUUCCCAUUUCACUGUAUGUAUCGAUAGAGAUGAUCAAAUUUAUUCAGUCCACUCAAUUUAUCAACAAGGACUUGCACAUGUACCAUUAUGAAACUAAUACCCCAGCAUUGGCCAGAACUUCAAAUCUGAAUGAAGAACUUGGGCAGGUGGAGUACAUUUUCUCAGACAAAACUGGGACUCUGACUAGAAACUUAAUGGAGUUCUUUAAGUGUUCAAUUGGAGGAGACAUCUAUGGAAAUGGCGUGACUGAAAUUGAGAAGAAAAUAGCAGAGCGUAGUGGCUUAAAACUUGAGGAAAAUAUGUCACCCAAUGCAGUGCGAGAAAAGGGUUUUAAUUUUGAUGAUGCUAGGCUUAUGAGAGGAGCUUGGAGGAAUGAGCCGAAUCCUGAUAGCUGCAAGGAAUUUUUCAGAUGCCUUGCUAUAUGCCAUACUGUGCUUCCUGAAGGUGAUGAGACCCUGGAGAAUAUCAAAUAUCAAGCUGCAUCACCUGAUGAGGCUGCUUUGGUUAUUGCUGCGAAGAACUUUGGUUUUUUCUUCUACAGACGCACACCUACAAUGAUAUAUAUUCGUGAAUCUCAUGUUGAGAAGAUGGGUAAAAUUCAAGAUGUAUCGUAUGAGAUUUUGAAUGUGCUUGAGUUCAACAGCACAAGGAAGCGCCAGUCUGUUGUAUGUCGUUAUCCAAAUGGGAGGCUUGUUUUAUACUGCAAGGGUGCUGAUACUGUAAUCUAUGAGAGAUUAGCUGGUGGUUAUAAUGACAUAAAAAAAGUUAGUAGGGAGCAUUUGGAACAAUUUGGAUCUGCUGGACUACGCACAUUAUGCCUGGCCUACAAAGAAUUAAAUGCUGAUGUUUAUGAAAGCUGGAAUCAGAAGUUCAUCCAAGCCAAAUCUUCUCUACAUGAUCGUGAAAAGAAGUUAGAUGAGGUGGCAGAACUCAUAGAAAAUGAUCUCAUUUUGAUUGGUAGCACUGCCAUAGAAGACAAGCUUCAAGAGGGAGUACCAGCCUGCAUAGAAACUCUUCAAAGAGCUGGCAUUAAAAUAUGGGUGCUUACAGGCGACAAGAUUGAAACAGCCAUUAAUAUUGCCUAUGCCUGCAAUUUAAUAAACAAUGAGAUGAAGCAGUUUGUUAUCAGUUCAGAAACUGAUGCAAUUAGAGAGGUUGAAGACAGGGGUGACCAAGUGGAAAUUGCAAAAUUUAUUAAAGAAGAAGUGAAUAAAGAACUGAAGAAGUGCCUUGAAGAAGCACAGAGCUAUUUUAACUCUCUAUCUGGACCAAAAUUAGCACUUAUAAUUGAUGGAAAAUGUCUAAUGUAUGCAUUGGAUCCAAAUUUGAGAGUCAUGCUACUGAAGUUGAGCUUGAACUGCCAUGCUGUUGUUUGCUGUCGAGUUUCUCCCUUACAGAAAGCACAGGUCACAAGUUUGGUUAAGAAAGGUGCACAGAAAAUAACACUUAGCAUUGGUGAUGGAGCCAAUGAUGUUAGCAUGAUUCAAGCUGCUCAUGUUGGUGUGGGUAUAAGUGGGUUGGAGGGGAUGCAGGCCGUGAUGGCCAGUGAUUUUGCUAUUGCACAGUUUCGUUACCUUGAGGAUUUACUUCUUGUUCAUGGCCGGUGGUCAUAUCUUCGAAUAUGCAAGGUGGUGACAUACUUCUUUUACAAGAAUCUCACAUUCACUCUUACUCAGUUUUGGUUUACCUUUCAAACUGGGUUCUCUGGCCAGAGAUUCUAUGAUGAUUGGUUUCAGUCAUUAUAUAAUGUUAUCUUCACUGCACUGCCUGUGAUCAUUGUUGGACUAUUUGACAAGGAUGUCAGUGCAUCUCUAUCCAAGAAGUAUCCUCAACUAUACAGAGAGGGAAUAAAAAAUGUCUUUUUCAAAUGGAGAGUUGUAGCUAUAUGGGCAUACUUUUCCAUCUACCAGUCUCUAAUAUUCUUCUAUUUUGUGAGUUCGUCAAGUUUAAGUGCUAAAAAUUCAGCCGGAAAGAUAUUUGGACUCUGGGAUGUCAGUACCAUGGCUUUCACAUGUGUUGUAGUAACUGUUAACUUGCGGCUUCUUAUGAUUUGUAAUUCAAUCACAAGAUGGCACUAUAUUAGUGUUGGUGGAAGUAUAUUAGCAUGGUUUAUUUUUGUCUUUAUAUAUUCAGGGAUCAGCACCCGUUAUGAUCGACAGGAGAAUAUGUAUUUUGUCAUAUAUGUCUUGAUGAGUACAUUAUAUUUCUACCUCAUGUUAAUUCUUGUUCCUGUUGCGGCACUCUUUUGUGACUUUGUUUACCAAGGGGUUCAGAGAUGGUUCUUCCCCUACGAUUAUCAGAUCAUUCAAGAAAUGCACAGACAUGAGAGUGAUGGCACCAGCAGGGAACGGCUUCUAGAGAUAGGGAACCAGCUCACUCCAGCUGAGGCAAGGAGCUAUGCAAUAUCCCAACUCCCACGUGAGAUAUCAAAGCACACGGGGUUUGCUUUCGAUUCACCUGGUUAUGAGUCAUUUUUCGCUGCACAGCUUGGUGUAUAUGCCCCUCAGAAGGCAUGGGAUGUUGCAAGACGAGCUAGCAUGAGAUCUGGGCCAAAGAUUGGACAGAAAAAGUAAUUUUGUUCAAACUAAAAAUUAAGUCAUUUGGUGUAGGAUGAUUUUACAUUUACUUUAGUUUUGUUUUUUCGUGUUAAGAGCCAGCCCUAGGAGAUCUGUAAUUAGCACGUGCCAUAUUAAAUACUGGACAUUUUCUUUGUUAAAAUAUUGGUAGUUUUCAUUUAGGUAUAUUUUGUCGUUCUUCCCUCGUUGCCAGUUGUUUCUGUUGAGGGAAGUAGAGUGGAUUGUCGCAGAUGUAUAUUCCACAACUUUUAGA